This is a messenger RNA of Trypanosoma theileri, 3069 nucleotides long. RefSeq names its product putative pitrilysin-like metalloprotease, putative,metallo-peptidase, Clan ME, Family M16C. The transcript has a single exon. Bases 1 to 3069 code for a protein of 1022 amino acids. Gene Ontology annotation, biological process: protein processing. Lineage: Eukaryota; Euglenozoa; Kinetoplastea; Trypanosomatida; Trypanosomatidae. The record is from RefSeq and is a predicted model, not a curated record. Gene Ontology annotation, molecular function: metalloendopeptidase activity; metal ion binding.
AUGAUUCGCCGUAGCCUAUUACAUCGUUCUGCAGGGAAAUGUGCAGAUGUUUCAGUUAGAAGGAGAUCACUCAUUAAUUUCGAAAACACACAUGGCUUUUUACAUAAAGCUACACGUCGUAUUGAUGAACUAAAUAUUGUUGCCUAUGAGUGGCAGCAUAAACUUACUGGAGCCAUGUACUACCAUAUUGAUACGGAUGAUCGAAACAAUACAUUUUGCAUUGGAUUUCGCACACCAGCUCAAAAUAGCAAAGGAACCACACACGUUUUAGAACAUACUGUAUUAUGUGGUAGUAAGAAGUACCCCGUAAGAGAUCCCUUUACUAUGAUGUUACGACGAUCUUUAAGUAAUUUUAUGAAUGCUAUGACUGGUAAUGAUUAUACUUUGUAUCCCUUUGCAACAACAAAUACGCAGGAUUUUUGUAACUUACUUGAUGUUUAUCUUGAUGCCGUCUUUCAUCCAUUGUUGCGUGAAGAAGACUUUAAACAAGAAGGACAUCGUGUAGAGAUUGAAACAGAUCCGGUGAUGGGGAAACGAUUGGUGUUUAAUGGGGUUGUAUUCAAUGAAAUGCGUGGGGUGGUGUCAGAGCCAUCACAGCACUAUGCACAUUCACUAAUGAAAGUAAUGCUUCCCGGAACACACUAUGAACAUAUUUCAGGAGGAUUUCCACCAGAUGUGUUGAAACUCACAUAUGAAGAACUUGUGGCCUUUCACAAGAAACACUAUCACCCCAGCAAUAGCGUCACCUUUACAUAUGGUGAGCAACACCCAGAUAAAUGGAUGAAAAUUCUUAAUGAGUAUUUUUCUUCCUUUUCUCGAGGUGAAGCUGUCACAGUCCCUUUUCUCUUACCUGAAAAUCGUUUUAAAGAACUUAAGAAGUUUUCAUUGGAAGGUCCAUUAAAUCCUAUGGGAAAUCCACAGCGCCAAAAGCGUGUCUCGGUUUCAUUUGGAGUUCAACAAGAAGAUAAUAUGUUAGAAGAUAUGGUUGAAUUAAGUGUAUUGGAUUCAUUACUUUCAAGUGGUCCAAGUUCACCGCUGUAUAAGGCGCUUAUUGAAUCACAGAUUGGUAGUCGUUAUGCCCCAAUGCGAGGAUACUCAAGUUUUCUUUCCUCACCCUUUAUCUCAUAUGGUGUAGAGGGUGUAGAUGAGAAUCGUCCCAAUGCAGAGGAUGAAGUAUUGAAUGCUGUUAUCUCAACCCUACAAAAUGUGGAAAAAGAAGGUUUUGAUCAGCGAAGAGUGAAAUCUGUUAUUUUUCAGGAGGAAUUACAACAACGUCAUCGCGCUGCUGAGUAUGGAGUGAAUUUGUGCGCCGGUCUAUGUAUGAUGGGGUUAUGUCGUGCACGAAACAAUCCUCUUGAUUUCAUUGACUGGCUCCCACAUUUAAGAAGAUUGGGAGAGCAACAAGCAAAGACACUUCUUCCACGUAUUUCCAAAAAUCUUACCAAUAAUCCUCACAGAGCACUAGUGUCUGUAUCUGCAAAGAAAGAAUUUCUGGAUUCUAUGCGUGACACAUUAACUCAAAUGGAAGAGAAAUUGAAUAAAGAUGUUUCUGAUACCAAAAAAGAAGAAAUCGAAACAGAAACAACAAAAUGGUUGGAACGUAUUCGGGCACCCCAAAAUGAUGAUAUUCUUCCCACAUUAACUAUCAAAGAUAUCCCCCGUGAAUCAUUCCAAGAACCUUCCCCAAAGUUAGUGGAAUUAAAGGAUAGUAACUCUUUACAUACGAUUGCUUGUCCAACAAAUGGACUUGUAUAUGUCCAUGGACUUGCACCGUUCCACACAUCAUUAAUCACAUCUAUUUUAGAUUGUGUACGAGAAUCUUUGAUAGAUGUUCCUUUGUGGAAUUCACUUUUGGGAAAUUUGGGUGCAGGUCAAUAUUCAUACAAGGAACUUUCUAUUGCGACUGAUUUGGUUUGUGGGGGUUUUACCUUUUCCCCACAACUUAACCAGUCGUAUCGUCAAAGUUCAGAUUAUAUCGUUGGUACAUCCUAUGGUUUCUUUACAACUAAAGAAAAGUUACGGGAAGCAUUGAACCUCCUUAAAGUAACUCUUCUUGAACCACAAACUUCACCUGAGAAUGACGAGGUCCGUUCUCGUGCACUUUCUCUUGUAAAGGCACGUUGUUCUGGAGUUAUUCAGCGAAUACAACGUAACGGUAACAGAGUCGCCACGACUCUUGCAGUUUCACAUUUAACUCCAUGUGGUGCUGUAAAGGAAGAGUGGACUGGUCUGGCACAAUCAACACAUGCUUCUCUUAUACUUGAGAAACUACAGAGUGCUGAAGAAGCAGUUGUACGUGAAGCCAUUACUGGAAUAUUGAAAUCCCAUGAGAUAUUUGCCAAAUCAUUGGCAUCAAACAUUCGUCGUGGUAUCCUUUGGGCUACUUGUGAAGAAGGACAUCGUACGGAAGUGGAAACCAUGUUAACAGAAUUUCUACGUGACUUUCCAGAUGUAAGUUCUACUACAGAGACUCCUUCAACACGUCUCUCAUUUUCAUCCACAAAACGAACUCCUGGUUUGUCGCAACUCCGAAAGGAGUUACCCAUUGAUACUUCCUACGCUGGUAUUGCUAUUGCAAACAAUUUAGACUGGGUUCAUCCACACCAGGCUCCUCUUCGUGUGGCAUGUCAACUGCUCAGCAAUGAGUAUUUGCAUCGCCGUAUACGUGAGGAGGGAGGAGCGUAUGGAUCAGGGGCAUCCGCCACUCUUAAUGGGGAAGUUGGCGGUAUAACAAUGUCGAGCUACCGAGAUCCCACACCGGAGCAAACGGUUUCUGUUUUUAAGGAGGUUUCUGAAUGGCUUAGUGACUCUGGUAAUAUUACGCAGGUAAAGAUUGAUGAGGCGAAGCUUCGUAUGUUUUCCAGCAUUGAUGCACCUUAUUCUGUUGACAGUUAUGGUGAGUCCUACUUUCUUCAUGAUAUACAACCAGAUCAGAAACAGGCGAUGCGGAACGCCAUACUGGCAGUUGAACCCAGAGAUGUUGUUGACAUGGCGCAGUAUUUCAAUGUGAGUGGAGAUGCAGCGGCAGUGGUAGGCAUUUUGUGCCCAGAGGAGAUGAAAAAGGAAUAG